Vigna umbellata (rice bean) is the source of this 718-nucleotide messenger RNA. Its product is annotated as glycine cleavage system H protein 2, mitochondrial-like. Gene Ontology annotation, biological process: glycine decarboxylation via glycine cleavage system; protein lipoylation. Lineage: Eukaryota; Viridiplantae; Streptophyta; Magnoliopsida; Fabales; Fabaceae. The record is from RefSeq and is a predicted model, not a curated record. Gene Ontology annotation, cellular component: glycine cleavage complex; mitochondrion; cytoplasm.
UGUCUCUUCAUGAUCACCACAAAGCAAAAGUGUUGAACUCACAAAUACACAGAGAAGAGAGAAAUGGCUUGCAGGCAAUUAUGGGCUUCAAGGGCUGCUUCUUAUCUCAGGAUCUCAGUCUUCCACAGAGGCUUUUCCAAUGUUGUUAAAGAUCUGAAGUAUGCUGAUUCCCAUGAGUGGGUCAAGGUUGAUGGAAAUUCUGCAACCGUUGGCAUAACUGAUCAUGCCCAAGAUCAUUUGGGUGAUGUUGUGUAUGUUGAGUUGCCUGAAGUGGGAGCCACCGUGACACAAGGAGACAGUUUUGGUGCAGUUGAAAGAGUGAAGGCAACUAGUGAUAUUAACUCUCCUGUUUCAGGAAAAGUGGUCGAAGUUAAUGAAGAGCUUAGUAGCUCUCCUGCUUUGGUAAACUCAAGCCCUUAUAAAGAUGGAUGGAUAAUUAAGGUUGAACUGUCCGACAGUGGCGAACUAAACAAUUUGAUGGAUUCAGAAAAGUAUUCCAAAUUCUGUGAAGAAGAAGAUUCACAUUAAGAUCUUUCAGCACUCUUCCAUGGUGUUGUACAUCAUGUUCAUGUUUUAAUUGGGAAAGCUAAGAAGGGCUUGUUCCCUUUUCUACAUGUCAUGUCUUUAAUUUUCUAUUUUUAUUUUUCCUGAAAUUCAGAAUCAGUGAGAUGAUUUUUCACUCUUUGCAAUGGAAAUAUGAAUUUGAUAAUGUGGUAAA